Molecule: messenger RNA, 1297 nt
Organism: Chiloscyllium plagiosum (whitespotted bambooshark)
Lineage: Eukaryota; Metazoa; Chordata; Chondrichthyes; Orectolobiformes; Hemiscylliidae
Gene: pdcd6
Product: programmed cell death 6
Molecular function (GO): calcium ion binding
Source: RefSeq, a predicted model, not a curated record
GCAGGCGGAAGCGCUCGCGCGGGGCGGAGGUGACUCGAGCGGGGGAUAGCUGUUGAGAUCGGGCUCGUGGCAACAACGGUCUCCGAUGGCGUAUCAUUACCGGCCUCAGCAACCGACCAACAACGGCCUCCCCGAUCAAGGCUUCCUGUGGAAUGUCUUCCAGAGAGUUGAUAGAGACCGAAGUGGUGUUAUAUCUGAAAGUGAGCUUCAGCAGGCUUUAUCCAAUGGAACAUGGACACCUUUCAAUCCAAAGACUGUCCGGUCCAUCAUAGGAAUGUUCGACCGGAAUAAUAGAGGAGGAGUGGAUUUCAAUGAAUUCAUGGGUCUUUGGAAGUACAUAAUUGACUGGCAGAACAUCUUUCGAACAUAUGACCGGGACAACUCUAACUUCAUUGACAAAAACGAACUUAAACAGGCAUUAUCAGGUUUUGGGUACCGUCUGUCCGACCAGUUCUACACUAUCCUCCUUAAUAAAUUUGAUCGACAAGGACGAGGCCAGGUAGCCUUUGAUGAUUUUAUUCAGUGCUGCAUUGUCUUGCAGAGACUGACGGAUGUAUUCAGGCGAUAUGAUACUGACCAGGAUGGUUGGAUUCAAAUUUCGUAUGAGCAGUACCUCAACAUGGUCUUCACUGUCCUAUAAAUGUUUAAUACUUGACUAUAGCCAAUUUUGAGUCAGGUGAUGCUUGCAAAUUAUCAUAUCAAAACUUAAGACUUAAUUGAGAACACAUGAAAGUUAAACGCUCAUGUAAAUCUUCAGGCAUAAUAUGCAAGAAAAUGUUGACCAAUUUCUUUUUUGUAAAAUGGAGACAUUUAACUCUAAUACUGGUAAUUGAUUUAUGCAGACAGAUGUGCCAUACAAUAUCCUGUUGCAUCUGUGACAAAUGGGUUGAUAACCAUUUUAGAUGUACAGUAGCCAAGCUUAUCUAGAGCAGGAAAAGGUUUGUUAUGCAUGGUGCCUUAAGUUAACAAUUCAAACUGAGUAAAUCUGUAAUGCAAACUAAAUUUACCAAGGCACAGCUUGCUUAGGUUAGUUUUUUCAUUUUAAAUGCUUAAUAUGUUCUUUGUAAUUUAUAUUAAACAAAAUUAUGUUAAUAGUUUUGAUGAAAUUGUAAUGGGAAUCUGGUUAAAGCAUCAUGUAAUAUGCACAGACCUGAGCCUUUUGUACUUAGCUGGGGAAAUGCCAUUUAUGAAACUUGGUCUGGUAUAAGCAAAAUGCUGUAAACAAGUAGAUGUGCCAAAUAUUUAUCUACUGUAACUUUAUAAUGCUAACAGAAAUAAAUCUUACUUUUCAAUGUUA